Labrus mixtus (cuckoo wrasse) is the source of this 1885-nucleotide messenger RNA. RefSeq names its product polymeric immunoglobulin receptor-like. NCBI's taxonomy places the organism in Eukaryota, Metazoa, Chordata, Actinopteri, Labriformes, Labridae. The record is from RefSeq and is a predicted model, not a curated record. The coding region runs from base 106 to 1506 and encodes 466 amino acids. The transcript has 8 exons.
GAACAGGGAAGUGAGAGAGUACAACAUUUAUGCUGAUGCCUUUCUGGGUGUUAUAUUUCCGUCACAGAAACAUUUCAUUUCUAGUUUCUGUUUCCUUGCAAGAGCAUGAAGAUGUUGAGCCUGACGUUCAUCCUGUGUGUUGCUCUGAGUGGUGUCAGCAAUUCAGCAGCGCUGAUCACUGUGUCUGGAUAUGAAGGAAAAGCAGUGGGUAUCUCUUGUUCCUAUGGCAUGGGUUAUGAAUCUUAUGAGAAGUACCUGUGCAGGAACGACUGCGGUGGCAAUGAUGUUCUUGUAACGACGACAGAAACAAGUAAAAACAGAUUCUCCAUCUACGAUGACAAAGAGAAACGAGUCAUUACAGCCAGUAUUUCUGGUCUCACACUAGCGGAUGCUGGGAAGUACUGGUGUGGGGUGACCAGGACUGGGACAGAUACCUACACUGAAGUAAAGCUGCUAGUCGGAAAAGACAGCUGCUGUGAUCAAUCUACCAGAAUACAAAGUUAUGAGGACAGCUCAGUGGACUUGAGUUGCCCGUACGAGCAGAAGGACCAGAACAACCUGAAGUACAUCUGCAGAGGAAACCAGCCCUCCACAUGUCUGCAGCAGGCACUGGUCACAUCUGACUACAAACAAAAGGGAUACUUCAGUCUGGCUGAUAACAAGAUGUCAAUGAAAUUCACAGUGACCAUCACCAGUUUGACCCUGAAGGAUUCUGGGCCGUACCUCUGUGGUGUCCAAAGAAAGUCCGACCUGGAUGUUUUCACUGCUGUUAGUCUGGAAGUCAAUGAGUGGUGCUGUGUGGAGUCAAGUGAACAGAGCGGCAUUGUGGGGCAUCCUCUUUCUAUACAGUGUCCCUACCCACCUCAACACUGGGAUAACAGAAAGUUCCUUUGCAAAGGAGACCACCGCAAAAACUGCACAGAUGUGAUGAGUCAGAGCAGGUUCUCAUUACAAGAUAAUGUUUCUUCAAGCUCUUUCUCGGUGAUGAUCACAGGAACCAAAGUAGAGGAUGCCGGGACAUACUGGUGUGGUUCAGACUCACAGUGGACGGUGGGAAACUACACCAAGAUUCAUCUGUCAUUAGACUUUUCACAGCAGACCAGUGUGCUGAAUCCUGUUGGAUCAAAAACAACGUCUAUCCCUGACAGAAAUGUCAAAGAUGCAGAACACUUCCUCUCUGUGGGUGUCACGUUGCCCACUGUGGGUGCCAUCGUCUUAGUCAUACUGAUCAUUUCCGUGGUCAUAAUCUAUAAAUAUAAGUGUCGCAGAGCACAAGGAACCAAAAUCAUAGAGAAGAGGAACCAAACCAAGGUGGCAGGAGUGGAGGAAGUGAUCGAUGUGGCAGAUAUUUAUGAAAAUCAAGGCGCUGCAGUGUGCUCAAAGCAGGAGACCUCCAAAUGGCACAGCUCCUGUCACCAGAACGACAAUGAUGAUGUGUACCAAAACUGCUCUACAACAGAAGAUAUGUACUGUAACCAGAGUUACAUGAAGAAAGCCAAGAGAUGAGGAGCAUGGGAAUGAAUUAACCGAGUCCAGAAGUUGUAUAUAUCUUGUAUAUCUUAUAAUGGUACAGCUUUCUUGCUUAUCAUUAUUGUCAGUAAUAGAAGUUAACCUUGUAGGAAUCUGUGGAUAACCAUUUCACUAGAAAUACCCAUGUUAAUAUGUGGUAGUUAAUGUUCUAUAUAUGUAUCUUUAGUUAAAGCAGUAGUUCUCAGACCUUUUCUGUCAUGCCUCCCCUUGGAAGAGGAACCCCCCCCCCCCCCCCCCCCCCCCCCCCAGUUCACACUGAAGUAUUGUGUACAAACAGAGGAAUCAGUUGCACUUUCCUUUUCUAUAUUCACCAAUCAUAUCUUCUUCAAAUACUAACAUUAAACUGUCUAAGAGA